Symbiodinium natans is the source of this 738-nucleotide messenger RNA. The record is from the annotation of a GenBank genome assembly. NCBI's taxonomy places the organism in Eukaryota, Dinophyceae, Suessiales, Symbiodiniaceae.
AUGCAUCUCUCUCCGGCAGUUCCAGCCGCAGCGACGACCGCUUCCUUCUGUGAGCCAUGGGCAUCCGCACCCUCCAUGCUCAUGCAGGAGGCCGACAUCUCAGGCCAUACGAGGACCCCGGUGCCAGAAGCAGUCUACCGUAUCCCGCAUGGCGGCUCAAGCGCCUCCGGGCGCUUCCGGCCUCCACCUGGCUUGGAGGAGGUUGGGGCUUCCGGCUCCAGUCAACUCGCCCAAGCGCGCCCGGCGGAUACGCCUGUCGUGCCGUUCUGGUGCAGCAAGGGAAGCUUCGGGCAUCCGCAAUUGUGUGGCCGGCCUUGCGUGCACGUCGCCAAAGGUGGCGUGUGCCCAUCGGGGUUGGCGUGCACCUACUGCCACUUCCUUCCACACGCUGCAGUUGUCAAGCCAGGUGGCUCGAUGCGGCGAACUCUCCUAGCGGCCACGGAUCAAGAGCUUCUUGCGACCUUCCUCCCGUUCAUUCGCAAAAAGGCAGGCAAAGAAGGACUCCUCCCCCUCGCGAACGACCUUAUCAACCUCCUCGAAGCCGAAAUGCACGAACCACCCCCCACAAGCAUCUCGUUGGUGAGCUUCCGGCCGAUGAAGAUGACUUUCAUGCAUCUCGUGGCCAGCAGCAUGCGACGCCUGCCCCUCCACAUCCAGGUGGAGGUGCAGCGUCUCAAGGCGAAUUUGCCGCCACCGGCCCUCACGCCGGGUUCUUGGGGAAUGUCUCUCGUGCUGUAG